AUGGCGGUCAAUAACCAUCUAAAUUUCUUCUUUCUUCUUCUAUCUCUUCAUGCAAUAGCUACUUCUGCACAAUCGGGGUUUGUAAGCAUAGAUUGUGGUAGCAGUAGCAAAAAAUACACGGACGAAAACGGGAUCACCUGGGUUAGCGACGACUCCUACAUUUACACAGGUGAGAACAAAGUGGCCCAAACGCCUAAUUCUGUCUCCAAAGUGAUGAGCACUCUUAGGGUUUUCUCAACUCGGAAGAAGAAUUGUUACUCAAUCCACUUCACCAAGGGGACUCAUGUUCUUGUUCGAGCAAGCUUUUACUAUGGCAACUAUGACCAGAAGUCAACUCCCCCUUCCUUUAAUAUACAAUUAGAUGGCAACGAUGCAGGAGAUGUGGAUACUUCCAGUACCGAUUUGGUUACUUAUGAAAUCAUAUAUGCUGUAAGAAGUGAUACCAUAAACCUAUGCUUAGCUCAGACACAGCCCAAUCAGCUUCCCUUCAUAUCUGCACUUGAAGUGAGGACCUUGGAGUCUACAAUGUAUCCCAAUGUAGACUUAUCAAACUAUGCUCUACUCUUAGAAGAAAGGACUGCUUUUGGUGCAACUAACUCAACAAGGUACCCGGUUGACCAAUAUGAUCGAAUAUGGGUUGUAGGAGAAGCUGGGACUGGAAUAUCUGCUGUUUCAAGUACCGCCCCGGCAAUCAACACGAGUGGUAUCUAUGACAAUCCUCCAUCUAUUGUGCUACAAAAUGCAGUAACAGAUACGGAUACUACAUCGACUGCUAUAACCUUAUCCCCUACUAUUCCAACGGGAGAAGAAGUCAGUGUGUACAUAAACUACUAUUUCUCUGAAGUGGCUGUGACGACUCAGCAACGAUCGUUCACCGUCGACGUAGAUGAUAUAGUCCAAAGUGACACCAUAAUUCCAUCGUACGGAGGCACUACGGAGUUAUCCUUUUACAACUUCACUGCUACCUCCAAUACUAAAUUUUCUUUGGAAUCCACAUUUGAUUCGACACUUCCUCCACUGAUUAAUGCCUGGGAGGUCUUUUUUGUUAGUGAUCCAUUAACAACUGGGACCAACAGUGCUGAUGUGAAGCAAUUGGGUUUAUUACAAACCCAAUUCCCUGUGCUAGCUGGAUGGACUGGUGAUCCUUGCCUUCCAUCACCCUAUACCUGGGACUGGGUUAAUUGCAGUUCUGAUGCCACCCCUCGCAUUACAGCACUGUAUCUUAAUGGCUAUGGCCUCUCUGGAACAAUUCCAGAUUUGAGCUCCUUGGAUGAUCUUCAAAUCAUUGAUAUGCAUAACAACAGCUUAACUGGAGAUAUUCCUGCUUCCCUAGGCAAACUCUCCUACCUUCAAGAGCUGAACCUGGCAGAUAAUGACCUCAGUGGAACCGUACCAACCUCACUGUCCAAUAAUAAUAAGUUACAAUUCGACGUUUCUGGCAACAGGAAAUUGUGUGCCACUGACAGCAAAUCGUGCCAGAGGUCAGUGCCUUCAAGCUCUGGAGGAACUCCAUCAGAUGUUUCCACAACUCCAUCUACAAGUAGCAGCAACAAGAGUAGUAGCAAGCUACCGAUAAUCCUAGGAAUCACAAUCCCUGCUUUCAUUAUUUUCAUAGCGAUCGUGGCAUUUCUAGCUAUCACAUACCAGAAGAGAAGAGCUGCUACUUGUGUAACCAUGAAUGCAGGUUAG
Molecule: messenger RNA, 1689 nt
Organism: Macadamia integrifolia
Lineage: Eukaryota; Viridiplantae; Streptophyta; Magnoliopsida; Proteales; Proteaceae
Product: probable LRR receptor-like serine/threonine-protein kinase At1g05700
Exons: 8
Coding region: 1-1689 (562 amino acids)
Molecular function (GO): protein binding
Source: RefSeq, a predicted model, not a curated record